Exophiala bonariae is the source of this 402-nucleotide messenger RNA. RefSeq lists its product as uncharacterized. The transcript has 2 exons. NCBI's taxonomy places the organism in Eukaryota, Fungi, Ascomycota, Eurotiomycetes, Chaetothyriales, Herpotrichiellaceae. The coding region runs from base 1 to 402 and encodes 133 amino acids. The record is from RefSeq and is a predicted model, not a curated record.
AUGUCGAAAGAAUACGAAGGUCAAGACCUUCGGGACAUCGCCAAAAAGGCUGAGCAAGACCUUGCCUCAAACCACCUCAAGCGUGGCGCACAAGACGGCGGAUUUGGAGGGAAGACGGACAAAGGUGGAAGUACGAGCACCGAUGAAUCCGGUAUCGACACAUCUGUGACCAACAAAUUCCCAGGCAGCACUGCUGAGUACGGAAGCAAGGUUUCUGGUGCUGGAAAUAAUCGAGAAAUCCCCAUAGAAGAAGGUGGCGAUAUUCAAAAAGGCACAGGUCGACCGACCAAGGCAGGUGACUUCGACCAGGGUGAAGCUGGUGAAGGACCAGAACAUGUCGCUGCCAGGUAUGCGCAGGACCAGGGUGGAAAUGAUGAUGUGAGGAGCAAUAUCAGGCAGUGA